AUGUCUCCUAAUACGCUCGGUUGGUCUGUACAAGAAUGGGUAGAAUUCCAUGGGAAGUCUACACCAGAUACCUCAUAUAAAGUACUACAAGGACUUUUGAAGUCACAGAAAAGUACACCAGAAGAUCCUGCUUGGAUUUCAUUGGUUACGGAGGAGAAUUUGUCCCACCAAUGGAAAGUUUUACAAAGUAAGUCCGGCAAAGAACAGCUCCCAUUAUAUGGUGUUCCAAUCGCUGUUAAAGAUAACAUCGACGCCAAAGGUUUCGACACCACUGCUGCGUGCCCUGCAUUUAAAUACACUCCCUCCAGAGACUCUACUGUGGUGGAGUUGCUCAGAGACGCAGGUGCAAUUGUGCUUGGUAAAACUAAUCUGGAUCAAUUCGCGACAGGUCUGGUGGGCACGCGUUCUCCAUACGGGAAGACUCCAUGCGUUUUCAGUGAUAAACAUGUUUCUGGUGGCUCCUCUGCUGGUUCUGCCUCGGUUGUUGGUAGAGGUAUUGUUCCCUUAGCACUCGGUACCGACACUGCAGGUUCAGGUAGAGUUCCAGCAGCUUUGAACAACUUAAUCGGACUAAAGCCAACAAAAGGUGUUUUCUCCUGCUCAGGUGUGGUUCCAGCAUGCAAAUCUCUAGACUGUGUUUCGAUUUUCGCUCUCAAUUUGAGCGAUGCUGAACGCUGUUUCAAAGUAAUGGCGCAUGCUGAUGUCGAGCGCGACGAGUAUUCUCGACCAUUCCCAGAUACGCCACUACAGAAAUACUCCAAAAACCUCACAAUUGCGAUACCUAAAGAGCUGCCCUGGUAUGGUGAAACCGAGAACCCAAUUCUCUAUGCAAAGGCAGUUGAAAAUCUCAAAAAGACUGGUGCUAAUAUUAUCACAGUAGAUUUCGAACCUCUGUUGGAUCUAGCACGCUGUCUAUACGAAGGUGCUUGGGUCGCCGAACGUUAUGAAGCAACUCGUGACUUCUUUGCCACCAACCCUCCCUCGUCUUCAUUGGACCCUACUGUGACAAGCAUUAUCACUGGUGCAACAAAGUUUGACGCAGCAGACGCUUUUAAGUUUGAGUACAAGAGACAAGGUAUAUUACAGAAAGUUCAAAAGAUGAUGAAAUCUAUCGACGUCUUGUGUGUUCCAACAUGUCCACUAAAUCCUACUCAAGAAGAGGUUGCAGCUGAACCUGUUCUCGUUAACUCCAGACAAGGGACGUGGACAAAUUUCGUUAAUUUGGCUGACAUGGCUGCCCUUGCGGUUCCGGCUGGUUUUAGAUCCGACGGGCUUCCCAAUGGUGUCACACUAAUUGGUAAGAAGUUUACCGAUUUUGCCUUGCUAGAUUUGGCAAAUAGGUACUUCAAGGUCGCCUUCCCAGAAAACAGUAGAACAUUUGGUAAAUUCACGGAUCAACACGUUACCAUCGAGGAUGAUGUCGAUGCACCACCCUUUGUUCAGGAACAAUGUAUCAAGCUAGCUGUUGUGGGUGCCCACUUGAAGGGCUUACCAUUGCAUUGGCAGCUUGAACAGGUCAAUGCCCAAUAUGUCGGGUCACCUAAAACUUCCAAGAAUUACAGACUUUAUGCCCUACCCAAAACUGGUCCAGUCCUCAAGCCAGGCUUAAGAAGAGUUUCUGAGGGCACUGGUGCCCAGAUCCAGUUGGAAGUGUACAAUGUCCCCAAAGAAAGAUUUGGUGAGUUCAUUGCCAUGGUCCCAGAACCUUUGGGAAUAGGGUCUGUUGAACUUGAAUCAGGUGAAUGGGUAAAGUCUUUUAUCUGCGAAGAAUUCGGUUAUGCUCAAAAGGGUACGAAAGACAUCACAGAAUAUGUUAGCUUCAAAACGUACAUCGAACAUCUAAAAGAGGAAGAAAGUAAGGUCAAAAAACCAUUUCAAACAGUCUUAGUCGCCAAUCGAGGUGAGAUUGCUGUAAGAAUCAUUAAAACUUUGAAGAAGAUGAAUAUCAGAUCCGUUGCUGUUUAUUCUGACCCUGACAAAUAUUCCCAGCAUGUUACCGAUGCAGACUUGUCUGUUCCUUUGCAUGGUCGUACUGCUGCUGAGACUUACUUGGAUAUCGACAAAAUCAUUGCUGCGGCGAAGAAAACUUCUGCCGAAGCCAUCAUCCCAGGUUAUGGUUUCUUAUCCGAGAACGCUGAGUUUUCAGAUAGAUGUACGCAAGAGGGAAUAGUUUUCGUAGGCCCUUCUGGUGAAGCAAUUAGGAAGUUGGGGUUGAAGCACUCUGCUAGAGAAAUUGCAGAAAAAGCCGGAGUACCUCUUGUACCAGGGUCUGGUCUAGUGUCCUCUCCCCAAGAAGCAAAGGAGAUUGCUAGAAAGAUCGAAUAUCCUGUUAUGGUUAAAUCCACUGCAGGUGGUGGUGGUAUUGGUUUACAAAAAGUUGAUUCCGAGUCUGAAAUCGAGCGCGUUUUCGAAACCGUUCAGCACCAGGGUAAGGCAUAUUUUGGGGAUUCUGGUGUGUUUUUAGAGAGAUUUGUCGAAAAUGCAAGACAUGUAGAGAUUCAGAUGAUGGGUGAUGGUUACGGGAAAGCAAUUGCUCUUGGUGAACGUGAUUGUUCUUUGCAACGUCGUAAUCAAAAGAUCAUUGAGGAAACACCCGCUCCUAAUUUGAGCGAGCAAACAAGACUUAGAAUGAGAAAAGCUGCCGAGAAUUUGGGAUCUCUGUUGAAAUAUAAGUGUGCAGGUACAGUGGAGUUCAUUUACGAUGAGAAAAGAGAUGAAUUCUAUUUCUUAGAAGUUAACGCGAGAUUACAAGUCGAGCAUCCUAUCACUGAAAUGGUCACUGGCUUGGAUCUAGUGGAAUGGAUGUUGAGAAUCGCGGCAGAUGAUCCACCAGACUUCGACUCUACUAAAAUUACGGUGACUGGUGCCUCCAUCGAAGCACGUUUAUAUGCCGAGAACCCAGUUAAAGAUUUUAGACCCUCUCCUGGACAGUUGACUGAUGUUGUCUUUCCAGAAUGGGCCAGGGUUGAUACAUGGGUUUCAAAGGGUACCACUGUAUCUGCAGAGUACGACCCUACUUUGGCGAAGAUCAUUGUUCAUGGCAAAGACCGUAAUGAUGCUAUUAGAAAAAUGAACCAAGCUUUGAAUGAAACCGCCGUCUACGGCUGUAUCACAAACAUUGAUUAUUUAAGAUCAAUUGCAUCAUCGGAGAUGUUCAAAACCGCUAAAGUUGCUACUAAAGUUCUCGAUUCGUAUGACUACAAGCCAUGCGCUUUUGAAAUCACAUCUCCUGGCGCGUACACCACAGUGCAAGAUUAUCCAGGUAGAACCGGUUAUUGGAGAAUCGGUGUUCCACCUUCUGGACCUAUGGAUGCUUAUUCCUUCAGACUAGCUAAUAGAAUUGUUGGUAAUCAUUACAAGGCGCCAGCCAUCGAAAUAACACUUAAUGGACCAAAGGUUCUUUUCCACACAGAUACCGUAAUCGCUAUUACUGGUGGACAAGCACCUUGUACUCUUAACGGCCAAGCUAUUGAGCAGAACAGUCCUGUUAAUGUUAAAAGAGGUGAUCAACUUGCUAUCGGUAAGUUAAGCACUGGCUGUAGAGCUUAUCUCGCCAUCAGAUGUGGUAUUGAUGUUCCAGAGUACCUAGGUUCUAGGUCGACUUUUGCUUUGGGUAACAUGGGUGGUUACAACGGUAGAGUGUUGAAGUUGGGUGAUGUUUUGUUCUUGAAUCAGCCAGAACUUGCUGCUUCUAACCUCCCAGCACCUGUUUAUGAGCCAGAGAAUCCUCCUGCUACUUUAUUACCAGCUAUUUCAGAUAACAAAGAAUGGACGAUUGGUGUCACCUGCGGUCCACAUGGUUCUCCCGAUUUUUUCAAGCCUGAGUCAAUCGAGGAAUUUUUCAGUGAAAAAUGGAAAGUUCACUACAACUCAAAUAGGUUUGGUGUGAGGUUGAUCGGACCCAAGCCAAAAUGGGCAAGAAAAGAUGGUGGUGAAGCAGGAUUGCAUCCAUCUAAUGCCCACGAUUACGUGUAUUCUCUGGGAGCUAUUAAUUUCACUGGUGAUGAGCCAGUUAUUAUCACGUCUGAUGGGCCAUCCUUGGGUGGUUUUGUUUGCCAAGCAGUCGUUCCGGAAGCUGAAUUAUGGAAGGUUGGACAAGUUAAACCUGGUGAUUUUAUAAAGUUUGCCCCUCUUUCAUAUGAUGUUGCUAGGGAAUUGAAAGAAUCACAAGAUCGCGCUAUUCACUCCUUCAAGGACGGUGAAUUGAAAUCAUUGACUCCUGAAUUAGCUCUACCGACUUAUGAAGAUCCCGUUUUAGCGCUUUUGCCCAAGACUACAGACUUGUCACCUAAAGUGACAUAUCGUCAAGCCGGUGAUCGUUACAUCUUAGUAGAGUAUGGAGAAAACGAAAUGGACCUAAACAUUGCCUACAGGCUAAACAGAUUGAUUACAUUGGUGGAGAAGCACCAAACAGUAGGUAUUGUUGAAAUGUCACAAGGUGUUAGGUCCGUUUUGAUCGAGUUUGAUGGUUAUAAGAUUAGUCAGAAGACACUUCUGGAGACACUAGUUGCUUAUGAGAAGGAAAUUCACUUCGAUAAGAACUGGUCAAUAAAGUCGAAGAUUUUCAAAUUACCGCUUGCAUUCGAAGACUCGCAGACGCUAGACUGUGUCACACGUUAUCAAGAAACAAUUCGUUCGAAAGCUCCUUGGCUACCUAAUAAUGUUGAUUUCAUUGCGGAUGUUAAUGAUAUUACCCACAAGGAUGUGGAAGAUAUGCUCUACAGUGCAAGAUUCCUUGUUUUGGGUCUAGGUGAUGUGUUUUUGGGCGCACCAUGUGCAGUUCCUUUAGAUCCACGUCAUAGAUUUUUGGGUACAAAAUACAAUCCCUCCAGAACAUUCACCAAGAAUGGUGUUGUAGGUAUUGGUGGGAUGUACAUGUGUAUCUACGCCAUGGAUUCCCCAGGUGGUUAUCAGUUAGUGGGAAGAACAAUCCCUAUCUGGGAUAAAUUAAAGCUUGGUGCUCAUUCCACACAGCAUCCUUGGUUAUUGACACCAUUUGACCAGGUUGAAUUCUACCCUGUCAGCGAAGAAGAGCUAGAUCAGUUCACUGAAGACUGUGAAAAUGGUAAGUUUGAUGUCCAGGUGGAAGAGAGUGUCUUCGACCACAAGAGAUAUUUGAAAUGGAUUGAUCAAAACAUUGAAUCUAUUAGAGCUUUCCAAGAAAAUCAAGGAGGUGAAAAAGCUGACGAAUUUGCGAAAUUGAUUCAAGUUGCUAACGCUGAGUUGGAAACAUCUUCCACAAGUAACGAAGCUACUCAGGAAGAGUACCCUGAGGAUGCAGAACUAGUGUAUUCUGAAUACUCCGGUCGUUUCUGGAAGCCAAUGGUCUCUGCUGGUGACAAUGUUGCAGAAGGAGAUGGUCUGAUCAUCGUGGAAGCUAUGAAGACAGAGAUGGUUGUGUCUGCGCCAAAAGCAGGUAAAGUUUUGAAGAUUGUUCAUAAAAACGGAGAUAUGGUUGAGGCUGGUGACCUAGUUGCGGUCAUUCAGUAA
Lachancea fermentati is the source of this 5490-nucleotide messenger RNA. The record is from the annotation of a GenBank genome assembly. NCBI's taxonomy places the organism in Eukaryota, Fungi, Ascomycota, Saccharomycetes, Saccharomycetales, Saccharomycetaceae.